ACAAAUGCGUCACCGCUGCAGGCUUUCCAUCACGCCAUCGACUUCGUCUUCACCGUUCGCGGACUCGCAAACCUUAAACUAGGAUCAAACACGUAAUGAUCUUGCUUUGCACUUCUUGUUUACUUACCUGCCAUGGCCGGGACGCCGUUGACGCUCCCUUCAGGACAUCAUCGAGCCAAGACCGACCGAUCUUCCGUCGGCAGGAACAACAGUAGUCGCGGGCGUCUUCCCAAUCAUGCCCGAGCCCGAUAGUGAAUCACCGCAGUCGCCGUCACCGCUUCGAUCGGCCGACUAGGCCGCCUUUCGAACGAUGCAUUCGUACAGUGUGAUCGUCUGCCACGACAAACUACUCUCGUCGACGGUCGCGGCCGUCGUGGGCAUCGCAGCGGCAUGCGUCUUGUGGCUGGGUUGCCUGUCGGGGAUCACAGUACUGGCGUCCUUCGCGUGCGGUGGUAUAUGGAUGCGACUUCUCAAGCACGGUCGCGUCGAAGUCCCGGACCUGUGGGGACGCCGGUCGUCGCGACGGAAGGGGUCGGCGCGCCGCCGGCCGACGACGCACGACGACGAGUACGCUCUCUUCCCGUGGCGUAACCUCAAGAUCCCGGAAGAGGUGGACCGGGCGCUCGAGACGCUGCUGGACGGCGUGCUUCGAGAGUACGUCCACGUCUGGUACGGGCAGCUCAGCAAAGACGAGCUGUUCGUGCACGAACUUCGGGUUGUGCUGCGUCAUCUCCUGGCGGCGCUUUACCGCCGCGUCGCAGCCGUAGACCUGGUCGGAUUUAUCACCGGACCUGUGACGCGGGCUUCGAUGUCUCACCUCGACUGGUAUCUCCGGUCCCGGUCCGUGGUUUCGGACGUGGGCGACCAGGGCCGAUUCCUCCUGGGCUGCCUAGGUAGCCAGAUGCAUGUGGCCGUAGGGAGCCGCGAAGCGGAACUCCAAUACCUGCGCCUCCUCACCGAAGCACUCCUGGAGCGUCUUCUGCCAGACCGAUACCUCAAAUGCAAGAGCGCUUGCACGCUGCUGCGUGAGCUGAUCGGAGGCACGCUCUUGCUCAAGGCCAUGGACCUAAUCGCCGAGCCGGACAUCGUGAACCAUCUACUGCUGCUCUUCCUUGACAAGACACCCAUGGCGUACCUCCCGCUGGACUCGAGUCCUCCGGUCGAGUUCUUGGAGCACUUCGAGGCAGCCACGGCGCCGCCGAGGCCGCCGCCUCGAGACCUCCGACCUCGUGACCUCCAGGCGCUGCUAGACGACGAUGACGACCGCCUUCGUGGUCCUUUUGUCCAGUUCCUCAGGGAGGAAGGGGCAGGUCAUCUGCUCGAUUUCUAUUAUGCGUUGGAGGACUUCCAUAUGCUAAUCCUCAAUCCGGAUCUUGGUCGCAAUGACCGGCAAGUGCUCCACGAUCAGGCGAGGGCCAUCUUCGACGAGUUCAUGUGCGAGGAUGCGCCUCACAGGGUGCCCCUCAUCCCUGGUACGUCGGCUGAGGUGGGUGCGGUCCUGGCGAAGGGCCCUGAGGAGAUCGUGGAACUGCAGACUUCGAGGCAGCUCUACAGAGCACAUGACAACGUCUAUUCCAUCCUGGAUGAGGUCUUCUUCCCGCUCUUUUUCGAGAGUGACAAGUACUUCGAGGUGGUGUGCAAGGCACGGACGCUGGCCAGAGCGCGGAAGGCCCAAGACCGAUCUGCGGGGACCAAGUCUUCGACCAGGGCGAAGCUGAAGAAAUUCCGAGAUGUGCUGUGGGCCCCCACGGAUGACGGGCAGGACGAGCUGGGACCCACAGAAGUCGGAGAGCCCGCCGAAGAGCCCGUUCAGCGUCCGGUGCUGCCCGAUGCUCGACUUCGGGACCUGAGCGCCUGGAGGGUCUCAAUCCCUGACGUGGAGAUGCGAGUGGACAUGCAGCAUCGUCACUACCUGGCCUUCAUCGUGGAAGUGCAGCGCAUCGACGUCGGCGACGGAGACAGCCCCGACGACUUGCACUGGACGGUGGCUCGACGAUACCACGAGUUUUACGCACUAGAAUCCAAGCUUUUGGAGUUUCACGGUGAACUUCCAGUGUCCCCGCUCCCACCGCGGCGUUCGCCGUCGCGGCAGCAACAGCCGCCCUAUCGCAAUGCUUUGGAGAAGUACCUGAGAGAUCUGCUGACGGUUCCUCGGCUGCGCAGCUCGGAGCUGCUCUACAGUUUCCUCCGUCAUGACGCCGAAGAGUUCACGUCCAGCUUCCUGCCAGACAUCAAGUUGGGGAAGAUGAUCCGCACGGUCCCGAUGCGACUACUGAAAGAGAAGGGGCAGCACCUCGACCCCUUUUUGCAGACGUUCCUCGCGUCGACGCAGCCGGCGCCGGCCCGGCCUCGGCCGGACUUUUCGGAGGUCCCCAAGCGCCAAACGCGGCCGUCCAAGACGCCGCCGCCGCAGCACCGAGUCCGUCAGGGGCCGCACGCGUCUCCGGUUCCGCGAUCGCGGAAGACCGUGGGGUCCCUGUACGACCUCGUCGUGUACCUCGCUGAGGCCCUGUUCUGUGUGGCGCCGUGGCUCCUGAGACUCUUACGUGCAUUGGCACCGCUCUUACGCCGCUCGGUGCAGGGGGCGACGGAACGGUACCUUGGCGGGAAGCUGGAGCAGGCCCUUGCGCCGGGGCGUGUGGUGUUACUCAUCGAGCUCUUGGGGGAGGCGGUGCUUGGGGAGGACACGCUGGAGCGGACGCCGGAGCAGAAGAGUGCCAGAGCGGUCAGACUUCACGAGGAGAUGGGCCGCUUCCUUCCAGAUCCCCUGGUGCGGCUCAUCGGCACCAGGCGGCACGCUGUCGCGGUGGACGCUCUGUUUCGGGGCCUGCAACAGCGGCUACUCAACAAGCAGCUAUCGUACGUGCUCCUGGACCUUGCGGUCGAAGAGGUGUUUCCCGAGAUGGGGAACGGGGUGGCUUGAGGCGCCAUUUUGUUGCCGGGAGGCAGUCUUCGGCAUCUCUCUAGUCAGGCUCAUUGCUUUUUUUUAAAUUUCUUUUGCCACGCAGGAUAUCAGUAGCUCUCUAUCAUGUCACUCACAGUUGCCUCGAUACAAGGCUUGUCCCUUAGCAAAGCACUCGAAGAACAUUAGCGCUUGAUGGCACUCAGUGCUUACGUAGACUCAACAUUCCAGGCAGAAUUUUUGUUUCUAGGCUGCUGACAAAAACAUGCCCAAUUUGCUAGGCAGUGCACUGAACUUGAGGGUUCCUGUUUUGUACUUCGCAUGUCGUGACAACAUUUCUGUGAUAGAUGGUUGAGAGGUACCAUAACCUGCAAAUGACUCAGAUUAUCUCAUUCCACCCCUACCGGAAAAGUAGGCUGGACGUUCCUCAAUGUUGUGCUCUGAGUUAUCCAUACCCUAUACCUAGUGUGUUACUUUGAAAAGAAAAUGUUUAAUUCACUGUUGUGGUGCAAAACAAAAAAAAAAAAAAAAAAUUUGAAGAGCAAGUUGUCAGCUUCUUGCGCAAGAGUUGCGGUGACGUCUGAAUGGCGCCGAGCUCCAAUUGAAAGGAUAGUGAGCAGAGAGCAGACUUCAAUGCUAGAUGCCUUAAGGUCACCCACUGUUUUUUUUUAAUCGGUCAAUAAGAGCUCGGCAUUCUGACGUCAUCGAAACCCCUUCGCGAGAAGCAGACAAACUUGCGCUCCGCAUAGACUUUCUGCGCCGAUCUGGCAGAGCUCAACAUAUCUCGACAAGAGCAUGCUACCACGUAAAUGUGCGAGGUGGCAUAAAAUUCCGUUGAGUGGAACUCUGGAUAUCUAUAACUUUGGAAAGGUUCACUCAAUUGCCUGUAGAACUGUCAUGAGAGCCCUCUCAGAUUAGUGGAAUUUCUGUCAAAUGAAAUGAUUGUGUACUAGAAGACCAAAUUUUGAGGUUCCUUUGUAACUAGAGGCAACACACACCCCACUUGAAGCUUUGCCUAUAUUUCACUCUCACCUAUGUACGACAUAAUUGCACACAAAACAAGAGAAUGGGCUUAUAUUUACCAAAUUGCAGCCGCAUAGUGUACAUUGUAGUAGAAAAAAUGUUUUCUUUCUGAUUAGCCUGAACUCUCUCAAGGAUAAAAAGAUCAAGAACUUUUUAUCCCAGAUACCCGACAACAUUCUCUUUAUUAUUAUGCUAGUUGGCUUGGGAUGAGCAACUUGGAGUUCUGUAACUAGCCCACAAAGUGAUACUUGUUAGUGAUACUAGGCAAUUGCAGCUCUUCGGUGCAUACAUACGUGCAUAGUGCAUCUGGUCAAAAGCAUGUUGGGCCUCAUCCUAACCAGUCUCGUCACCGAGGGCCAAGAGCUGCUUUGGGACUGGGCAACGACCAACGACAGGGGCUUGUCACGAUUGCGUGGAGGAACGGAAAUGUUUUCUCUCGGUGUCGCUUCUCCCAAACUAUGAUGGGCACCAAAAUAAAACCAUCUAGAAUUGAA
Molecule: messenger RNA, 4419 nt
Organism: Ixodes scapularis (black-legged tick)
Lineage: Eukaryota; Metazoa; Arthropoda; Arachnida; Ixodida; Ixodidae
Product: sorting nexin-14
Exons: 1
Coding region: 311-2923 (870 amino acids)
Biological process (GO): autophagosome maturation
Cellular component (GO): late endosome
Molecular function (GO): phosphatidylinositol binding
Source: RefSeq, a predicted model, not a curated record